Molecule: messenger RNA, 399 nt
Organism: Nestor notabilis (Kea)
Lineage: Eukaryota; Metazoa; Chordata; Aves; Psittaciformes; Psittacidae
Gene: CUNH8orf88
Product: chromosome unknown open reading frame, human C8orf88
Exons: 5
Coding region: 1-399 (132 amino acids)
Biological process (GO): negative regulation of translational initiation
Cellular component (GO): cytoplasm
Molecular function (GO): eukaryotic initiation factor 4E binding
Source: RefSeq, a predicted model, not a curated record
AUGUUAAAGGAAACUAAAAAGUUUAUUGGUAAAUCUCUUCAGCCAGCACGACCUGUGCAUCAUCUGUCUUCUAAACAAGAAUCAGCCAUUGCGUUAAACUUUCAGACUGAAUUACUUGGCAACACUGAAGUAUGUUUGCAGAGUAAGGUUGACUGGUUAUCUGAAAUGACUGAAGUGAAGAUUUUAACUCAAACUAUGAUGCCCUGUCAGCCAAACCAGCAUGAAUCAGAAGCAAAAAAAGGAAGGAUCAAAUACAGCAGGGAUUUCCUUCUGAAACUUUCAAAUGUUUCUCUUUCUCAGAAGAAGCCAGAGUUUCUUCCUGAUCAUCCAAUUGUACUUGAAAAGCCAGGUAAAGGAGAACCCCUGCAGAAACGAAAUCAGUGGAUGAAUGAUCUCUAA